AUGGCUAACAAUCGCAGAUUCGAAGAUACAGGUCCUGCCUUCGGAAUUCGUCAUAUUCAGGUCGUGUUACUCUUCUUCGCCUUAGUUAGUAACUAUCUUGUUAGACAGAAUGCUUCCGUUUCAGUGGUUGCCAUGACCGACGCCAACUCCACAAACCCUGACUUCCCGGAAUUCGAUUGGAACGAAACGAAAAAAUCCUACAUUCUUAGCAGUUUCUACUGGGGCUACAGUUUAACACAAGUUCUAGCUGGCUACGUUUGUCGCCAGUUUGGAUCCAAACCCUCCCUCUUGAUUGCUACUUUUGGAUCAGCCUCACUCAGUUUAAUAACUCCAGCGUCUGUAGGUCUUGGUGGAUGGCAAGUCUAUUGUGGAAUUAGAGCCAUUCAAGGACUUUUUCAAGGUUUACUUAUUCCAACAAUUCACGAUCACUUAGCAAAGUGGUCACCAGUUCGAGAACGAACUCGAUUAGGAGCUUUGGCUCUAACAGGAAUGGAAACGGGCAAUCUUCUCGGAAUGGCUGUACCGGGUCUUAUUGCCCAUUCACAUUGGGGUUGGCCGGGUAUAUCAUAUUUUGCAGCAGGUUGUGCACUUUUUUGGUGCACUUUGUGGAUUGUAUUUGCAGAUAGUAAUCCAGUUGCAUCGAGAUUCAUAAGUUCCGAAGAGAAAUCGUACAUUUUAGCGUCACAAUGCAAAGAUGACAAAAAGCAGAAAAAGAUUCCAAUACCUUGGAAGGCAAUUCUUACUUCUGUACCAUUUGGAUCUUUGGUGAUUGUUCGGUUAGCUUCGAUAUGGGGUAUGGCAACCCUGCAAACUCAAAUCCCAACCUAUUUACAUGGUGUUCUUGAAAUGGAUAUUAAAAGCAAUUCGUUUUUUUCGGCACUUCCUUAUGUCGUGAUGCUUUGCAUGACUUAUGUGUACCUUAUUUCUGCUGAUACUUUGCUGAAGAAGAACAUAUUUUCGCUGAGUGUGGUUAAGAAAACUAUCAACUCGAUUGCAAUGUGGGUUCCUGCGGUAACUCUAGUUGGACUGGGACUGGUAGAUAAGACUCAAAACACGUUAGCUAUAGUUUUGAUAACAAUCACAGUUGGUGUGAGUGGUGGGGUCUCAAUUGGUAGUGGACUUAAUGCAAUCGAUUUGUCAUCAAACCAUGCAGCAGUUUUAAUGGGAAUAUUGAACACUUUGACAAGUGUACCCUCGAUGAUGGGGCCUUUAUUUGUUGGAGUGAUUGUGGAUGAUGAGACCAAUCGAUCACAAUGGCAAAUUGUAUUUUGGACCUCAGCAUUGUUGUACUUUUUGGGAAACCUACAAUUCAUUAUAUUCAGUUCGACAGAAAAUCAACCAUGGAAUGAUGAGAAGUAUAUGCUUGUUAAUCAAGAUGAUAAAUAUGUUCGAAAAUCUUCAACCAAAUUGACACCACUUCCCAAAAUUAGCGAAGAAGACAUUUAG
Molecule: messenger RNA, 1446 nt
Organism: Episyrphus balteatus (marmalade hoverfly)
Lineage: Eukaryota; Metazoa; Arthropoda; Insecta; Diptera; Syrphidae
Product: putative inorganic phosphate cotransporter
Exons: 4
Coding region: 1-1446 (481 amino acids)
Biological process (GO): monoatomic anion transport; transmembrane transport
Cellular component (GO): plasma membrane
Molecular function (GO): transmembrane transporter activity
Source: RefSeq, a predicted model, not a curated record